Messenger RNA from Exophiala oligosperma, 2452 nucleotides. RefSeq lists its product as uncharacterized. The record is from RefSeq and is a predicted model, not a curated record. The transcript is spliced from 5 exons. Lineage: Eukaryota; Fungi; Ascomycota; Eurotiomycetes; Chaetothyriales; Herpotrichiellaceae. Bases 826 to 1890 code for a protein of 354 amino acids.
CAUCAAUAUUCAAUCCACUUUCCAUAGCUAUUUUCUGGCUUCAGAUGUGACAUCUACAUACAAUACUCCUCUCGUCGGACAUCUUCUCCAAACCAGUACAUUCGUUCUCGUGGAGCGUCGAAAUACGGAGUACAUCAUCGCCAUCCUCUUCUCAAUUUUUCCAUCCUCCUUCUGCCGAGACCGUUUUUCCCUGUGUCUCUAGGUAGCCCACACGGAAAUCCCGCUCGACUAGGUAGACUAGGCCUCGCUGGAUUUCACCAUCCCUGUGCAAUCUUGCAUUCAGUCUCUGCUGGCCCUCGGACUCGCGUGGCACAACUCUCUCGCCGAGUAGUCGUACGCACGCCGUGUCAAUCCGGUCCAUAUUACUCCCGCAAAAGCAUCGAGCAAGCCUCUGCGACUCGAAAAUCUUCUCCAGGUCGUUGCUCCCUGCGCCUCAUACCACUCACUACACACCCCUGUCGGCCCUGAAACAAAUUCUCGUCAGCAACAAAGAUCGCCUGCCGCUCCCCGCCACUCACUUCGAGCGACCAUACCAGCGGAUUGCGCGUCGGACUUGCCAGAUACCUCGCACGGCGUUUGCAUAGUUCUUCCAUCACCUCCUUCGCUACCACGCUCACUUUUCAAAUUACUCUACGAAUAUCUCUCUACACGCGCUCGCUUUCUCUCAAUCUCAUUUCGCCAUCUAAUUAAUCGGAGGACAUCUUCCUUACUUGAAAGACCCGCUCUCUGCCAACUAUUCCCAGCACUGAGUUGAUCAGUUCCACUUAGCUGCUUCGCUAUCAGCAAUCUCCACCAACGCAAUCGAUACCGCCCGUACCUGCCUCCAUGACAACCAUGUCGCAGGCCAGUCCAGAGACCCGGCCUCGCGCCCAUACGUCUAUGAGCUUUUCCUCCCAACGAACUCACAAAAGUAGUGCCUCUGGACACAAACUCGAAUUGACAGAAAGUGAAAAAGACAAGAAGAGACUGCACACCAAGGCCGAUCCUUCGAGGGCUCUAAGUGAGGCGACACCUGCGGAACAAGCGUUAGAAGCGGCUACAGUUGAGGAUCUACGCGGAAUGACACACAAGGAUAUGGACGGCAACGUCAUCACCGACCCUGAUCGUUCAAACCCAACUCGAUAUCGCCUGGAGCGACCCCUUGAUACGAUUCGCUCGUUCAACGCUGCAGCAGAAGGUACAAGCUCGCGUCGUUCUUCGUUCAACAGCAGACCAUUUUCUCAAAUGGGACAUCCAGGUGAUACGAGUCGCAGAGCAAGCUAUUAUUCCGCCAACGGUUUCUCUCCACAAGCCAGACCUCGACCUUCACCCAGCGGCGGAUACUAUCGUAACUCAUCCUACGGUUUUGGCCCUCAAAGCUCAGUCGAGGAAAGCCCUGGCGCUUCUCAGAUGUACGGCAGGCGACAGAAUUCUUACUACGGAGCCCCCAACGGGCCUCAGAACGGAUAUCUCAAUGGCUAUCAAAAUGGCUACAAUGGAGAAAGUCCGGUUUCUGCACAUUCCUACCAACAUUCUUAUGAGACCAUGACUUCGGGUUCAGAGGAGUAUGGAAAGUCGACCAACCCCAGUUCGCAAAAUAGUUCUUUCGACCAGUUGCAUCAACUUUCACGCCCCAAGCCGGAUGGCAAUGACAGAAACUAUAGUCCGGAGAAUCCAUAUGCAAAUGAACUCAAGUUCAGCCAGCCCGCCGUCACGAACAAGCCUUUUGCACCAUACAACAUGAAUGACGGCAUGUAUGCUCAGAACAGUGUCCCUGUCAACAUGGCUCCCAACAACCCUCGCCAGCCUAUCAAACUCGGAGGUUCUGGAGAUGGUAUGGAUUCUCCCCCGGAGUCACCCCAAAAGAAACAGAGCUGGAUCAAGCGAAGAUUCAGUCGACGUGACCAUUGAUCGGAGGAAAAUUUUAUUUUAUGGACGCUCGCUUUCGAUGAACAUUUUUGGCGUAUUGGAAUUGACAUACGAUGGCCUUGGGAACACGUUAUCUCGCAUUUGCAUAUCACAAACAUGCGUGGCGGAAGGCGGCCAAAUAUUAUGAAUAAUGUCUGAUGUAAUCUCCAUGGCGACUUGAUGAUGGAUAACGACAAGACUCCCUAGAGUUGGUUGUCAGGGAGAGCUGGAGGAGAUAAUCUUGGCAGGAUGAGAGUAGCACGGGCUCAUAUUGGCUCGUAAAGCUCAAGAUGCAGACUUGGUCUCAGAUGCGUUCAUAGACUGUACUUGACCAAGGAUGGAAUUGCACCGCACUCAUUUCGCGAAGCUGAACUCUACAGCGAAGAUGCCGUAUGCGUAGAUCAUGCUGCCUCGGUGGUUACUGAGCCUUCUUUCGUUUGUUCCCAGCCUCGGCCUUUUCAGACUGAUCUUCUCUCAUAGCCAUGAUGAUAUAGGCUAUCAAGACGACAUUCGCCAUGAUGGCGGCCAAAGCGCCAGCCCAUACGGCUUUGCCUAACAUUACGUU